UUAUCUGCGACAACAAAAAGACACUGAACGCGGAAGUGGCACAUUUUAGUUGCGAGGCGGAAACUGUUUAACGCGGAUUUAACCAGGGAUUAAAAAAAAAUAAAAAUAAACCUUGAAUUUUUCGACUUUACUCCAUACUCGGCUUUAGAAUACACUUUAUUUCUUCAGCUCCAGCUCAGGGGAAGAUGAAGCCUCUCCGGCUCCCUCUCGGUCUGUUGUUCUGUGUCCUGGUCCGGUUCGGCCUGGCUCAGGAGUGUGACUGGGACAUUCACAAGAGUGAGUUACUGGUCUCGGACUCGGCACGCCGCCUGGGUGACCCUGUAGAGGUGUCGAAUCCGGAGGACUGCCAGGAGCAGUGCUGCUUAAAGGCGGAUUGUGACGCGGCACUGGUCGGUUACCCGGCGGACGCACCACACCUGCUGUGUGAGCUGCUGAGCUGCUCGGACCAGGACCAGGACCACUGCGCCCUCACGGACAGCUCUCAGUUCCAGUUCUACCGCAAAAGGGCCGCGGGCAGCGAGCCGCUGCUGACCAAAGCGGAACCAAAGACCAACGACACCAACAACAUUAAUUGUCGUCUGCCAUCGAAGGUGGGUUCGUGCCGCGCUGCUUUCCCAAAGUUUUACUAUGAUGUGACCAACCAGACCUGCCGCAGGUUCACCUACGGUGGAUGUGGGGCCAACGCCAACAACUUCGAAACUCAGGAGGAGUGUGAGGUCACGUGCAGCGGUGUCACAGGGUCAGUUCUCCCUGACGAUUCGACUGCUGCUCCCUCUCUUGAGUAUGCAAACAAAAACCCUCGAAGGGCGGUACCCUUCAAUCAAGGUCCAGUGGAGACUGAAGCUCCUUCUCAACCCAAGGCAACAGAAAUGUCUGCUGAGGAAUAUGCUGAGAAGUGUGAGGCAGAGCCUGAGGUGGGUUUCUGCAGAGCAGCGUUUCAGCGCUGGUACUAUAACAGGAAGUCAGGUGAAUGCAAAUCUUUCAUCUAUGGAGGCUGCAAAGGAAAUAAGAACAACUAUGUCACAGAGAAGAGCUGCAAGGACACCUGUGCAGUGUCCGUCCUUCCAUCGUCCAAGAAAUCACCAAAUGAUGAAGUAUCUACAGAAUACAGAGAUGAGUGUAUGGUGUCUCCUGAUGCCGGACCGUGUCGUGCUGCUUUCCUCAAUUUCUACUACGACCACCAAACUGGCUCAUGUCAAUCAUUCUUGUAUGGCGGUUGCCGUGGAAAUGCAAAUCGUUAUCUCAGCCCGGAAGAGUGUAUGGAUCACUGCAGCGAUGAUGGUACUUUCUUUCAUCAAGCUCGUAAACGCUGGACUGCAGCCUCUUUCCUCUUUGUCACACUGGCAGUCAUCUCCGCUCUUCUGCUGGUCACGCUAUUCCUCAUCACUAUGAGGCGUCGCCGCCUGUCUCGCCGCUUGUCCACCAGUGAUAAGGAGGAGCUGCUUCCUAGCGAGCAGUCAUCUGUGGAGUCUCUCACCCUCCCACCAAGUCCCAAACCUCAGGAGGCCUGAGCGUCCACUGCUGCCCACACCUCAGCACAACUUAACUGCACAAGUGUCGGGCUUCCUGUCCCUUUUUAAAAGUCUUCACAUGGUUUCACACACACCUGGGCUUUGCUGUUACAAACCUUGAGAUGAACAAUCGUCAAGGAUAUAUCACAGUUAAGUCAAACUGUUUUAUUGAUCUGAUAAUUUGCAAAUUAUUAUUUUACUGUAGAGAAAACUGUAACCUGUGUUUCCCAUAAUGCACCUGGGCACUGAUGACCAAAUGUAUCUUAAUUUGUCGAUUCUUGAAGGAAAUCGUCUCAUUGUCAUUUUAUUUUGUCUGUUGUCUUAUUUUCAAAGUUUUAUUAAAAGUGGAAUCAUCCAGGUUAUUUUUAACUGAUGAAGCAAUGAAUGUAACUUGGAUGUGAAGGAGAAAAAAAUUCACCUUUUCCUAAGAAAAUUGUUUUCUACCACAAAUAAAAGCAUUUUGUUUUUAUUUAAUGAAAACAUUUUGUUUUUAUUAAUGUUUUUAGAAACAUUUUGAUUAAAUGUUCAGUAGAAAAAUUUCAGCGAAAUGGUUGUUUUUGUGAUCAGCAUUAAGCAAAUCGCAGAGUGAUUGAUGAACAUUUGGGGAGACUGUGUUGAUUUGAGCUGUGAUUUGUACAUGAAUUCUUGCCUGUAAUCAUACUAUAGUACAAAUAAAUCUCUUGACCCUGA
Molecule: messenger RNA, 2201 nt
Organism: Solea senegalensis (Senegalese sole)
Lineage: Eukaryota; Metazoa; Chordata; Actinopteri; Pleuronectiformes; Soleidae
Gene: spint2
Product: serine peptidase inhibitor, Kunitz type, 2
Exons: 11
Coding region: 186-1511 (441 amino acids)
Molecular function (GO): serine-type endopeptidase inhibitor activity
Source: RefSeq, a predicted model, not a curated record